ACUUGCCAAAGUCUACUCCCUUCCUCUUGCAGAGUUUGCCGGUUCCAUUCUCUCUAUACCCACUCACCUCUCAUUCGUUCUGGUCAAUCAAUCAUUCAUUCAUUCCUAUUCCUUCUUCUUUCUCUUCCAAUUCCAAAUCACGAUCCUUCGUUUUCCCUCUCUAGAACCUUCCUUUUUCCUCUUUCCGUGUCUGUCUGUCUGUCUCUCUCUCCCCCAUGGCUUCCGAUCUCGAAGCAAAAGCCAAAGAGGCCUUCGUCGAAGACCACUUCGAACUCGCCGUGGACCUUCUUUCUCAGGCCAUUCACCUCGAACCCAACAAAGCCGAACUCUACGCCGACCGAGCCCAAGCCAACAUCAAACUCAACAACUUCACUGAGGCUGUUGCUGAUGCUAACAAAGCAAUUGAAUUGAAUUCUUCUCUACCAAAAGCAUAUUUGCGGAAAGGUACUGCGUGCAUGAAGCUUGAGGAAUAUGAGACUGCUAAGGCUGCUCUAGAGGUGGGUGCAUCAUUGUCUCCAGACAACUCAAGGUUUGCUACUUUGAUCAAAGAAUGUGAUAAGCUCAUUGCAGAAGAAUCUUAUACCAUACCUAUUAUAGAGGAAAAGACCACAACACAGGAUGCUACUCCAAAAGAUGUUCAGCAACAAGAUGAUCUUCUAGAGAAGCCAACAGUUGCAGUGACUAAACCUAAAUACAGGCAUGAAUUCUACCAGAAACCUGAUCAGUUGGUUGUGACCAUAUUUGCAAAGAAAAUCCCAAAGGAAAGCAUUACUGUUGACUUCGGUGAACAAAUACUAAGUGUUAGUAUUAAUGUCCCUGGAGAAGAUGUAUAUGCUUUUCAACCUCGCUUAUUUGGAAAGAUUGUACCUUCCAAUUGCCGAUAUGAAGUUUUGUCCACCAAAAUUGAAAUUCGCCUUGCGAAAGCAGAACCUAUUCACUGGACAUCUCUAGAAUUCACCACAGAUAUCGUUGUUCCACAGAGGGUUAAUGCUUCUUCAGUUACUGGAAGUCAAAGACCUUCUUACCCGUCCUCAAAACAAACAAGAGACUGGGACAAGAUUGAAGCUCAAGUCAAGAAAGAGGAGAAAGACGAAAAGCUUGAUGGCGAUGCUGCGUUGAACAAAUUUUUCCGUGAAAUAUAUCAAGAUGCAGAUGAGGAUACAAGGAGGGCAAUGAAAAAGUCUUUUGUUGAGUCUAAUGGGACAGUGCUGUCUACAAACUGGAAAGAAGUGGGAUCAAAGAAGGUAGAGGGAAGUGCUCCUGAUGGCAUGGAGUUGAAGAAAUGGGAAUAUUAAGACAUUUUCUGGAUCAAUGUUAUACAUAUUUUGGUGUGAGAUUAUACUUUGGUUUGUUUUUGUUGGUUAGCUUAACUGCUGAACUAAAGAUACUUAUUUUCUUUAAUUUUUUAUUUAUUUUCAUGAGGUGUGUCCGUCUUCGCUAGGACCUGAAUUCAUGGUUGUUGGUUGAGAGGACAAGGCUGUUGUCUUUGGUGAAUAUAUUGCAACUUUCUGUUUUACUGUCC
Glycine soja is the source of this 1522-nucleotide messenger RNA. RefSeq names its product protein SGT1 homolog. Gene Ontology annotation, molecular function: protein-folding chaperone binding. Gene Ontology annotation, cellular component: cytoplasm; nucleus. The transcript has 10 exons. The coding region runs from base 216 to 1295 and encodes 359 amino acids. Gene Ontology annotation, biological process: defense response to fungus; protein stabilization. NCBI's taxonomy places the organism in Eukaryota, Viridiplantae, Streptophyta, Magnoliopsida, Fabales, Fabaceae. The record is from RefSeq and is a predicted model, not a curated record.